Messenger RNA from Melanotaenia boesemani (Boeseman's rainbowfish), 2799 nucleotides. RefSeq names its product SIN3-HDAC complex associated factor, like (gene sinhcafl). The transcript has 6 exons. Gene Ontology annotation, biological process: negative regulation of cell migration. NCBI's taxonomy places the organism in Eukaryota, Metazoa, Chordata, Actinopteri, Atheriniformes, Melanotaeniidae. The coding region runs from base 194 to 874 and encodes 226 amino acids. The record is from RefSeq and is a predicted model, not a curated record.
ACUCCUAAUAUGGUCAUUGCACGAUUACCCUUUCAUUCCGGCUUUUUAUGCAAAUGAUAUUCUAAUAGCCAGCUGUAUGCAGUGGUAGUAAGAGCAUGCGCAGUGCCUGAAAAGAAGACUGCAAAGAUUCAAAGUUUUUGUUCAGGUUUGUUUUUGUUUUACUUUUGGCUAUAUACUGACCAACAAGUAGAGUAUGUUUGGCUUUCAUAAGUCAAAGAUCUACCGGAGUAACGACGGCUGUUGCAUCUGCAAGACCAAGUCUUCCAGUUCACGUUUCACAGACAGCAGUCGAUAUGAGGAGACAUUCAGACUGUGUUUUGGGCUGUUGGAGGAUCGUGUUGGAGACAUUUGCAAUGCAUGUGUGUUACUGGUGAAGAGGUGGAAGAAGCUGCCUCAUGGCUCCAAGAAAAACUGGAAUCAUGUGGUAGAUGCAAGAGCUGGACCAGGCUUUAAGGUGACAAAACCCAAGAAGAUGAAGAACAGUGAUGGAAAGAAGAAAAGCAAGCUAAAGAAGCUGCACAAAUUAAAAAGACAAACAGACUCAGAUGCCCACAGCACAACCUCCAGUGUGUCUCCUGCCCAGUCUCCAAGUUACAGCAACCAGUCAGAUGAUGGCUCAGACAUAGAGUCCAAACAACGGCGCUCGACUCCCUCCAUCUUCUCUUUUCUGGACCGUUCCUACUGGAAAAGGCAAAAGGUGUGCUGUGGGAUUGUCUACAAGGGUCGGUUUGGAGAGGUCAUCAUUGAUCCCAGGCUUUUCAAGCCCUGCUGCAGUUCCAAAAAUCAGAAGACGCUGGCACCAACACAAGUGGCCACACACUUGCCAGAUGCACUUCCUCCACAGCUUCCAGAAGACAGGAAAGAAACCUGGUGAAUGCUUUUGCUGAAUCCUCCUCUGGGGUUAUCAGUUGCAUCCACCUGGAUUUGUCUCCAGUGGCAGACCUCAUUUCCACUUCUUCUUUUAGAUCAGUUAGAUUUUGUGUCUACAUAAUAUCAAUUUUUUAAAAAUGUGGGUAUUUUUUUUACUUUGUAUAGGGUUGAGUUAUGUUUUAUUGAAAUAAAAAAAUGGGCAUUAGUGUUAUUUAUAGGACAAGGACACAAAUUUUGUUAAAAUUAAGUUUUGAUUCCAACUUGCUUUAUGUUAUUUUUGUAUUAAGUGAUAAUUUUUGUAAAUAAUUUCUUUUUUGCAUAUCAGGACUGCUCUUUAAAUCUGUCAAACUGUAAGUGUGCAUAUGUCAGACACCAGCUAUUUCUUAAACCAGCUUUUUUGUUUAUGUUGGCCUUCAGCCUUUUGUUCCAAUGUUUUGCUGUAUGUUUACCUCUUUAUGUACAAAUGAGUAUGUUUUUGUUUUUUUAGUUUUAAUUACACAGAUGGCUUUUUCUAACACCAGGGAUCAUCAGCACAUCUAUCUUUAACUUUAAUAGGUUUAACAGGUUUUGAUAAGUAUGUAAAUAGGACACGUUUUCCCUUGGACAGAUAAACAGCUUAAGCACGCAACAAGUUUGAAACACUCCGUUUUAAUUUGUUUAGCAGUUUGUGCAUAUUGGCAUGGAUAGAUGAGGUUAGACCAUGCAUGCAGUACAUCCCUUUUCCUUUUGAAGUGACAGCAGUGACUUAUUUAUUUCUUUUGUACAGUCUCCAGUGAAAUAACAUUGCUUGUUGUAAACCAAAAUUUCACAGUAGAAUUAGUAAAGUCAGUGUUUUAGCUAAUGGCAUAUCCAAACCUUUAAAAAAUUACAGCAAACCACUACACCUGAAAGGUGCUGAAAGUGCUACGACAGUUUAAACACAUUUUCAUAUCUUUUUUUCUCCAUGCAUUUAUCUGAAGGCAUGCAAUGUUGAAGCUUGCGCUUUGUGUAGAAAUGGGUGUAACUUGCAGGGAGAAGCUGCAGUAUCAGUGAGCUGUUGUACUCGUACUCUUUUUGAUUACCGUUGCAAACUGAACAAGCAGGGGGGCAUGGCCUAAGUGUUAUGAUUGCCCUACAUUUUAAUCAGAAAACUGCUCUAGAGAGAAGUAUUUGAUUGUCAUGCAUGGCCGAGGUUUAUCUUCAGAAGUAAUUGUCAAAAGUUCAAACUAUGCAGAUAUGUUGAAUGUGAGAAAUGCUAUAGGGCUUUCUAUCACUUAUUUCAGUGUAGAGUGAUGGAUCCUUACUUAACCAAAUUGGCUUGUGAAAAGCACCUGUCAUUUCAGCAAUAAUGUUACAUUCUCAUAAGUCACGGUCAAGAUAUGCCUGUGUAUGUCAUGUUAAAAAUAAUGCUCAUAUUGCACAGUUAUUGCCAUGGUGCAUACUGUCUCAAGUUCAUACAGUAGUGACAACGGUUGUAGUUUUUUUUUCCUUACAUUUAUUAACCAAGCUCAAACUAAAUGAAUUGACAGGCAUUGCUCUGUAAAGUUGCUUAAUAUAUGUAAACAUUUCUGCGGCAGGGUAGUUGAAUGCUGAACAUUUUUUAUUCUUGUUGAAAGGAGUUAUGCAGCUUCCUUUUAAGCUGGAAAAUAAGCUUUUUUUUAUUUUUGUCCUUAGGGAGUUGCCAUAAUGUUGCGAGGUACAUUUUGGGAUAUAAGAUGUGCCUUAAUGAAUUACCUGACUUUUCCAUAAUGAUUUUUUUAUGUAAUUUAUAUUAAUUUAUUACACAGCAUUUUUAAACUGAAAUUUUGAGGUAACUGGUGUAGAGCCUUUCACAAAGUUGUUUUUUUUUAUUCUUUUGUGCACUUCUUUUGAACAUGCAAUGUAUUUUUUUGUACGCUUUUUGUAUACUGUACCACAAAGUAGAUCUGUAAUAAAAUUGGAGAAAAAGUG